Messenger RNA from Cavia porcellus (domestic guinea pig), 1565 nucleotides. It is a transcript of the gene Arpc1b, whose product is annotated as actin related protein 2/3 complex subunit 1B. The transcript has 10 exons. Gene Ontology annotation, biological process: Arp2/3 complex-mediated actin nucleation. Gene Ontology annotation, molecular function: actin filament binding. The record is from RefSeq and is a predicted model, not a curated record. Lineage: Eukaryota; Metazoa; Chordata; Mammalia; Rodentia; Caviidae. Gene Ontology annotation, cellular component: Arp2/3 protein complex; actin cytoskeleton. Bases 172 to 1290 code for a protein of 372 amino acids.
GGUCCGUGCGGGCGGAGAUCGGGAGCGGAUCGCGGCGGCCCCUCCCUCCCGGGGCGCGGGCGGCGAGUGCAGCGGGCCGGCCGGGCGGACAGGUCUGAUCGGUUACGGGGGUGGGAGCAGGAAUCGGUAGCCUGGAGCAGCCAGACUCGACACCCUGGGAGCUGAGCAGCCAUGGCCUACCACAGCUUCCUGGUGGAACCCAUCAGCUGUCAUGCCUGGAACAAAGACCGCACACAGAUCGCCAUCUGCCCCAACAACCAUGAGGUGCACAUCUACGAGAAGAGCGGAGCCAAGUGGACCAAGGUGCAUGAGCUCAAGGAACACAAUGGGCAGGUGACAGGCAUUGACUGGGCCCCUGAGAGUAACCGCAUCGUGACCUGCGGCACAGACCGCAAUGCCUACGUGUGGACGCUCAAGGGCAGCACGUGGAAGCCUACACUUGUCAUCCUGCGGAUCAACCGUGCUGCCCGCUGUGUGCGCUGGGCUCCCAAUGAGAACAAGUUCGCCGUGGGCAGUGGCUCUCGAGUUAUCUCCAUUUGCUAUUUUGAGCAAGAGAAUGACUGGUGGGUGUGUAAGCACAUCAAGAAGCCCAUCCGCUCCACUGUGCUCAGCUUGGACUGGCAUCCCAACAACGUGCUCUUGGCCGCUGGUUCUUGUGACUUCAAGUGCAGGAUCUUCUCAGCCUACAUCAAGGAGGUGGAAGAGCGGCCAGCCCCCACCCCGUGGGGCUCCAAAAUGCCCUUUGGAGAGCUGAUGUUCGAGUCCAGCAGCAGCUGUGGCUGGGUGCACGGUGUCUGUUUCUCAGCCAGUGGCAGCCGCGUGGCCUGGGUCAGCCACGACAGCACUGUGUGCCUUGCUGAUGCCGACAAGAAGAUGGCUGUGGCAACCCUGGCCUCUGAAACUCUGCCGCUGCUGGCCCUCACCUUCAUCACUGAAAACAGCCUGGUGGCAGCGGGUCAUGACUGCUUCCCUGUGCUGUUUACUUACGAUGGUGCUGCUGGGAAGCUGAGCUUCGGUGGGCGCCUGGACGUGCCCAAGCAGAGCUCUCAGCGUGGCCUCACAGCCCGGGAGCGUUUCCAGAACCUCGACAAGAAGGCGAGCUCAGAGGGCGGCACGGCGGCAGGCGCUGGCCUUGACUCGCUGCACAAGAACAGUGUCAGCCAGAUAUCAGUGCUCAGUGGGGGCAAGGCCAAGUGUUCGCAGUUCUGCACCACAGGCAUGGAUGGUGGCAUGAGCAUCUGGGAUGUGAAGAGCCUGGAGUCAGCCUUGAAGGACCUCAAGAUAAAAUGACCUGUGAGGAACGCUGCCCUCAUCCUAGCUGCUGGGGAAGGGUGGCUAUAAGGGGCUGCUUUGCUGAAUGCUUCUAGGGUACAGCAUGGAUCCCCAUAGGGCUGCUCCCUCAGAAGGGGAGGGAUUGGGAGAGGAGCUUUGCAUACCUAUUCAGGGAACUUGUGCCUUUUUCUUAAAGAAAUGCUUUCAAUUAUUGUUUUAAAAAAAAUGCCCAAAAGCACAGUGCUGGUCAUGAACUCCUUCAGGUGUGGAAGUAAUAAAAAUGUAAUUUUGGA